AUGUCACAACCCAUCGCACAACCACAGAAAACCCCGCAACGCUCGCUCAAAACGCGCCCUCGAGGCCCGCGAACCAAAAGAAGUCGAGGACCCUCGCUCAACCUCAUGUCCCUCAAACGACCCCACGCCAUCGCCUUCAACAAGAAAAACCAGAUCCAUCCCUUCGAAAGUGUUCCCAAUCCUUCCCAAGCCUCCGCCGCCGCCGCUUACUCUGCUGCCAACCUGAGCUUGUUGGCUUCGACGAACGCUGGGUCGAGCUCGGGUGGAGCUAAUUUUACUGGUCCUACGACUCCUUCGUCGGCUGGUGGGAGUGGGUCGACCUCGCUUGCUUCGCUCGAGUUUUGGUCGAUGAAAAAUGACGCCUCGAUGUUUGUGGUUGGGCAGACGACGAAAAAGCGGCCGCAUAAUAUGACGCUUGUGAGGAUGUAUGAUCAUAGAGUGUUGGAUAUGCUCGAGUUGGGUGUGGACAACUAUGUUGCGAUGUCUGAUUUCAAGACGCCAAAAUGCACGCCGGGAACUAAACCCCUCAUCCACUUCGCCUCGGAACUUUUCGAUACACACCCUCGUUAUAUCCAGCUCAAAAGUCUUCUACUAGAUUUCUUCAAUGGAGAAGUCAUAGACGCCAUCCAUCUCGCCGGACUCGAAUGGGUGAUCAGCGUCUCCCUCGGCCCCGUUCCCUCUUCCAACUCCACUUCCACCGACCCAUCCUCCUCUUCUGCCAAUACGCCCCUCCCCAAAAUCCACUUACGAACAUACACCAUCAAACUCCUCCACUCGGGUGUCCGCACGCCUCGAGUCGAGUUGGUACCGAUGGGACCUGCACUCGACCUUUCGCUUCGCCGUAACACCUCACCUGCAAACGACUUGUGGAACCAGGCUAUGAAGAAACCCAAACUCGCCAAGAAGGAUAUCGAGAAGGGAUUGGGUAAGAAGAAGAAGAACAUUGAGACGGAUGAGAUGGGCGAUUUGAGAGGAAGGAUUCACGUUGGCAAGCAGGAUUUGGGCAAGUUGAAGGGUCGGAAGAUGAAGGCCUUGAAAGGUGGAUUGGCCGAGUUUGGACGGGAGGAUGAUGAUAAUGAUGGAGAGGAGGACGGUGCAGAGGAGAGAUCGAGUAAGAAGGCGAGGCUUGAUACAUCCAACCUCCAUCGGACUGGGUAUCCUAUUAGCAAGCAGUGA
Coprinopsis cinerea okayama7#130 is the source of this 1176-nucleotide messenger RNA. Its product is annotated as ribosome biogenesis protein RPF2. The record is from RefSeq and is a predicted model, not a curated record. Gene Ontology annotation, molecular function: rRNA binding. The transcript has 4 exons. Gene Ontology annotation, cellular component: nucleolus. Gene Ontology annotation, biological process: maturation of LSU-rRNA from tricistronic rRNA transcript (SSU-rRNA, 5.8S rRNA, LSU-rRNA); ribosomal large subunit assembly. Bases 1 to 1176 code for a protein of 391 amino acids. Lineage: Eukaryota; Fungi; Basidiomycota; Agaricomycetes; Agaricales; Psathyrellaceae.